Molecule: messenger RNA, 819 nt
Organism: Fonsecaea erecta
Lineage: Eukaryota; Fungi; Ascomycota; Eurotiomycetes; Chaetothyriales; Herpotrichiellaceae
Exons: 1
Coding region: 1-819 (272 amino acids)
Source: RefSeq, a predicted model, not a curated record
AUGCCUAGCAACAACACGUCUAAGAAGAUUGUCACUUAUGUGAAAUCCAAACACGCCGACACUCGGCCCAGUACCAGAAAGCAUCAUGACGACGACGACCGGUCACAGAGCGAGUACUCUUCUGUGGCACCGGCCUCAAACUACCGCAGUGAGGCGUACAAAUCGCCCAAAGAGCCCCGGCGACAGGAGGACGAGGAAAGGUUAGGCUCAUUGCCAAUUGACACUCGAUCCCAGCGCAGAGAGAACCUGUUUCGUCACGAAUCAGAAUCCUUUCGAUCGACAGAAAUGCCACCGCUCGUUCGCCUCGCAACUCUUCCUUACAUGCCUGUAUACGAGCAUUGUGCGGUGCUACGCAACCACGGCAUUUCGGUAAAGCUUGGGCCGGAUCUAUUUAGAUCAAUAGCUCAACAAGGCAUCAUUCAAGCUCCGCCAGUGAACCACAGUCAUCAUUGCAGCGCUCACAAUGCUCCGCUUGAUGUGCACAACCCAUCCGCCCAGGAGAAGCAAGCCGUCACCGAAGCCAUCGUUUUUAUUGUCAGGGAUUGUGGAGGAGAAGUUGAGAUGCCCGGCUUCGAUCCUCAGCCUGCCCAGCGAUGCAGCAGUUGCUCCAGCCCUGUCUCUACCCCGACAAACAGCUCUGGACCUGUGCGAAGGGAUAUGGAUGAGCACAGAAACGGACACCGCAACUCGUUUCAGAACAGUCAUGGAUCCCAUCCCGGGGCUUACGACACAAACACUCAAGGCAACAUCCCCAUCGGCCUCGCUAGUCCCUACGAAGCUGCGAGGUCUGAGGCUCAUUGGGAUAGUCACGGGCGAUGA